AUACCUAAAACUGUAUGAUAACAUGGGUUAAUUUUAAAUUUGACUACAAUUUUUGGAGCAAGUACUGGUAGAUUCAAGUUAGUGUCACGUGCUUGUAUUGUAGUCAAUUUUGGUAAAGAUCAGCUGGCUUGUUACUUCUGUUUGGGACAUUUGUGUUGUUCUUCAAAAGCAUAAAAGUUGAAAACUUAGAAGUAAUAAGAAGUUAUGUGUUCAUUCUUGGUAUUUCUCUGCAGCCUCAGGGCCAACAUUUUGUGACUGUAGGGAUUCUUUACAUGGCUGUUAAAUGUUCCUUUUAAUCUUGGAUACUUCCCUGCGCUGUUUCCAGUCCCCUCUUAUUAUUAUCUCAGUUUUUGAGACUAGACUUAGAUUUUGGUAUUUCUUUUAAAAAAUCUCACUGCUUUCAGCUAAGCUCUAUGCUUUUAAGUGUCCUUUGAUAGAGCUGAACCAGUAUCUUAACCCUUUUUGGUUCCUGGAUCUGGAACAGACAGUAACAACACAUGAAGUAAGAGAUUAUAUUAAUAAAUUAGGCCCCUGUUAAAUUACUGCAAGAGAGACAAUUUACUGCACUUUUUUUUUUUAGCAACUACACUUCUGGUUUUUCAAUGCUAGUACUUACUAAGCUGUCUUUGCAAACUGAACUCUCAUUUAGGACCAAAAGUCAGCUCCAUACAGGAAAUAAAACGGGCAGAGCGAUUGAGUUUGUGUCCUGGGCUGCUGCUUGUUGCUACUACUUAAUUACAGCAAUCUCCCUGGCAUGCUUUUUAUCUACACUGUCUAGAAUUCUCUGGGACCUUUUUCCCUCCUGGCCCAUUUUGGGUGAUAUCACAUGCCAGGAGCCAUUUCCAGCAGGCAGUAUAGGUAAGGCUCCACUUAUGUUUCCUUACACCCUGAUUAACCAUGCCAGCAGGUCCUGUAGCCUCAAACACCUCAAAUGCCAUCCUGUCACACAGCAGAACAGAGAACACUACUUCAUUUUCAUACCAUGAAAAUAUUGUCCACUUUGAAUGUAAAAAUUCCCACAAAGAAUAUCUUCAGGGCAUAAGAGUGCUAUGUAGGACCUGAAAGAGUAUAACUAAGAAGAUUUCAGAAUCAAAAGGUUAGGUCAGAUGUUAAGGAAGAAAGAGCAUGGGCUGUAAUUGCAAAUGACAACUGUUUCACCAUGACCCUGUUUAUUUUUCGUAGGGACCUAGGUUUCCAGGAGAAGCAGGUGGAUGUGUACAGUGAAUAAGGUGUCUGAAGAAAACAAGAAUCAUGGAAGGUCACAAAUACAACUAUCCAAGAGAAUUUUAUGAUCAAUAUGCUCAAAGCCAAGAAAAAUCUGUGGUCAAUAAAAUGCAACAGAAGUACUGGAAAACAAAACAAACCCUUAUAAAAGUUACGGGAAAAAAGGAAGAUGAACAUGUUGUGGCUUCAGAUGCAGAUCUAGAUGCAAAACUAGAGCUGUUCCAUUCUAUUCAGAGAACAUGUAUGGAGUUGCUGAAAGCAAUUGAACUGUAUCAAAAAAGGAUUUGUUUUCUGUCUCAGGAAGAAAAUGAAUUGGGGAAAUUUCUUCGAUCACAGGGUUCUCAGGAUAAAACAAGAGCAGGAAAAAUGAUGCAAGCUACAGGAAAGGCCCUCUGCUUUUCUUCUCAGCAAAGACUAGCGCUCCGUGCUCCCCUCAGUAGAUUGUAUCAAGAAGUGGAGACUUUCAGAUACAGGGCCAUCUCAGACACCUGGCUGACAGUGAACAGAAUGGAGCAGUAUCGGACUGAAUACAGAGGAGCUCUACUCUGGAUGAAAGAUGUGUCUCAGGAGCUGGAUCCAGAUCUUUAUAAGCAGAUGGAAAAGUUCAGGAAGGUUCAAGCACAAGUGCGACAUGCAAAACUCAACUUUGACAAACUGAAGACUGAUGUCUGUCAAAAAGUGGAUCUUCUGGGAGCCAGUAGAUGCAACCUCCUUUCUCAUGUGUUAACAACAUAUCAGACAACACUGCUUCAUUUUUGGGAAAAAACUUCACACACAAUGGCAGCCAUCCAUGAAAGUUUCAAAGGUUAUCAGCCAUAUGAAUUCACUAUGUUAAAGAGCUUGCAAGAUCCUGUGAAUAAACUAACAGAAAAAGCAGAAAAGGAGAACCAGCAGAUUGAGAGCGCCAAUUCAGUGGAAGAUCAGCAGAGUCAGUUGAUUUCAUUAGAUGACGAGAGCCAUACCAAGGAAUCGAACUAUUCAGUUACAGCUGAUGAUGGCAAGGAUGUCAUCUCCACUUUACAAGGACAUUGUAACCACGAGCAGAACUCAGGUGCUAUAGAUGAGUUAUUAGACCUGCAACCUGAAGAAAAUGCUUCAAAGGAAAAGUUUGUGAGGUCCUUGGAGCCAGAACUUGGUGAUAAGGAUGACAUGAUAUUAUUAAACGAGAUCCUCAACGCCUCCUCCCUGGAGGAGGGGGAAUUCAGCAAAGAGUGGACAGCUGUUUUUGGACAGGCUGCUGAUCUCACCAUGAACCCUGCAGCUAGAGAUGGGGAGAGCACUUCAUCGUCUGCAGUACCAGCACCAUCAGGCUACUUACCCUCACAGCUGCUAGACAAAAACAUGAAUGAUUUGCAGUCAUCCUUACAUGGAUGGGCAGCCAGCAGUGUGAGCCCACCAUCAAUGCCACAGCCAGCACAGAAACCACACAGCCAGAAUGUGAGUGAUGAGAAGACGCCUGUGAAAGAAUCUACAAAGAAUCCUAAAGAUUUGACUGCUUGGUUCAGUCUCUUUGCUGACCUUGACCCAUUAUCCAAUCCUGAUGCUGUUGGGAAAACUGAUAAAGAACAUGAAUUGCUUAAUGCAUGAGUCAGCUGCCUCUGAAUUCGCACUUGUUUGCAGAAGUUUCGUGGAACGGAUGCUUUGCCAUGCCUUCAAUCCAUUUCUGUUUCUGUUCUGAGAAUUUUUCAUCCAGUUUGUUUCUGAAGCAUGUGUUAUUUUAAGCUUGUUGUGACAUUAACUCUUUAAUAAAAUGAUUUUGACAAAAAUCACAACUUUAUUCCCACUAGAA
This is a messenger RNA of Lonchura striata (white-rumped munia), 3013 nucleotides long. The record is from RefSeq and is a predicted model, not a curated record. Lineage: Eukaryota; Metazoa; Chordata; Aves; Passeriformes; Estrildidae.